GACAACGCGCGAGAGCGAGAGCUGAACGAGAGGGAGGGAAGGGAAAGGAAAGGAAAGGAAGGAAGAGAGGAAGAAAGGGAAGGGAGGGUUGGAAGGAGAAGAGCAGGGUAGUCGCGGACUGUUGAGGGGCCGCGGUGAUCUGCAAUCUCUGCCCGCAGCGAGGGAGGUCGAGAGGAUCGAUUGAUUGACUGAUUGAUGGGCCGGAGCACGCAGGGAGAAAAAUUGCACUCGGGGGUCAUGUUGCGAAUUCGCGAAAUGUUGCGGAGCAGAGGAUUUAGGGGAUAAGUUGGGGAGGUGGGACGAGGGAAGGGAUCGGGAAAGAGGAGGCAAUAGAGAUUGGAAGGAAGAGGCAGAGGACUGGCAGUGAGGAGGGCGACGUCGAAACCAGCGAGGAGGGGAGGAAGAGGAGCAACAGGGGUCUAGAGUAUGGGAGAGGAGGGGACGAGGAUAGUUGCGGAGGCGAAGAGGAAGUAGCAGGCGAGGUGCGGCGGGAAGCCGCGAUGAAAGGAGGCGAUGUCAUGUCUUGGCCCGGCGUGGGACAAGCCGCUGCAGCCCCGACGCCGGUGCUCACUAGUAAUGGGAGUAGCACUCCGGGACCCCGCGAGAGGGAAGCGAGUGCUGCUGCGGAUGUGGGGCGGCAGCAGCAGACGAGGUUGAAGCGACGACCCUCAUCUUCGUCUCUCGGCGAUGCUAGUAGUGGAAUGCCGAUGUCCAGCUCGUCGCAACCUGCGAAUUCCGCCUCUCCGCGGCGGAAUUUGGGUGGCAAGGAUGCGCUGUCUUACGCAGCCAUUCUGCGGUCCAGGAACAAAUUUGCGGAUGCUCUGGCUCUGUACGACAGUGUAUUGGAGGCCGAGCCUAGGAAUGUGGACGCCCACGUAGGUAGAGGUAUAUGCUUGCAAAUGCAGGGACAUUCUCGGCAAGCGUUCGAUAGUUUUGCCGACGCUCUCCGGUUGGAUCAGCAGAAUGCGUGUGCACUCACUCAUUGUGGAAUUUUGUAUAAGGAAGAGGGGCAUUUACUCGAAGCUGCCGAGGCAUAUCACAAGGCUUUGCAGGCAGAUCCAAGUUACAAGGCUGCCUCAGAAAAUCUCGCCAUUGUUCUAACAGACUUGGGAACCAGUCUGAAGCUUUCUGGAAACGUUCAAGAAGGCUUACAAAAGUAUUACGAUGCUCUGAAGGCGGACAGUCGAUAUGCGCCAGCUUAUUAUAAUUUAGGUGUCGUAUACUCGGAGAUGAUGCAGUAUGAUACUGCAUUAAAAUGCUAUGAGAAUGCGGCUCAGCACAGGCCCAUGUACGCGGAAGCCUAUUGUAAUAUGGGUGUUAUCUACAAAAAUCGAGGUGAUCUCGAUUCAGCCAUUGCUUGCUAUGAGAGGUGUCUAGCAGUAUCACCUAACUUCGAAAUUGCGAAGAACAACAUGGCCAUUGCUCUUACAGAUCUCGGUACAAAGGUCAAGCUUGAAGGCGAUAUUCACCAGGGUGUUGCCUAUUAUAAAAAAGCUUUGCUAUACAACUGGCACUAUGCCGAUGCCAUGUACAAUUUAGGCGUUGCCUACGGGGAGAUGCUUAAAUUUGACAUGGCAGUUGUUAUGUAUGAGCUGGCGCUGCAUUUUAAUCCUCACUGCGCUGAGGCCUGCAACAACUUAGGAGUUAUCUACAAGGACCGAGACAAUCUCGAUCGUGCCGUCGAUUGCUACCAGAUGGCGUUAUCAAUUAAGCCCAACUUCUCUCAGUCUUUGAACAACCUCGGGGUUGUCUAUACCGUGCAGGGUAAAAUGGAUCAAGCAGCUGGCAUGAUCGAGAAAGCCAUACUGGCUAACCCUACUUAUGCAGAGGCAUACAACAAUCUCGGCGUUUUGCACAGGGACGCUGGCAGUAUUCCUCUCGCUAUUGAUGCUUAUGAACGCUGCUUGCUUAUCGAUCCCGAUUCUCGGAAUGCUGGGCAGAAUCGGCUACUCGCAAUGAACUACAUUUACGAAGGGGAAGAUGACAAGCUGUAUAUCGCCCAUAGGGAUUGGGGUAAACGUUUCAACAGGCUCUAUCCUGAGUUCACUACCUGGGACAACUCGAAGGAACGAGAUCGUCCCCUGACUAUAGGAUAUGUUUCGCCUGAUUACUUCACUCAUUCAGUGUCAUAUUUUAUCGAAGCUCCCCUCGUUCAUCAUAACUAUACGAACUUUCGUGUUGUCGUCUACUGCGCUGUAGUCAAGGCGGACGCUAAAACGCAUCGGUUCAGGGACACCGUACUCAAAAGGGGUGGAGUAUGGAGGGACAUAUACGGGGUCGAUGAGAAGAAGGUAGCAAGCUUAGUGAGGGAGGACAAGGUCGAUAUACUUGUUGAGCUCACGGGGCAUACUGCCAACAAUAGGCUUGGUGUGAUGGCUUGUCGACCUGCCCCUGUACAGGCAACAUGGAUAGGCUAUCCAAAUAGCACAGGGUUACCAACGAUAGAUUAUCGAUUCACUGAUGCUUUAGCUGAUCCACUUAACACCAAGCAAAAGCAUGUCGAGGAGCUUGUAAGGCUACCAGGGUCUUUUUUGUGUUAUACACCAUCAGCGGAGACGGGUCCAGUUGUACAGACACCGGCUAUAAGCAAUGGUUUCAUCACUUUUGGUAGUUUCAACAAUCUUGCAAAGAUAACACCUCGAGUUCUGAGGGUGUGGGCGAGAAUUCUCUGCGCUGUACCCUCGUCAAGACUGGUAGUGAAAUGCAAGCCGUUCUGCUGUGAUAGUGUACGAGAAGGUUUUCUUGCAAAGCUUGAAGAGUUGGGAGUAGAAUCACUGCGGAUUGAUCUUCUUCCUUUGAUUCUUCUCAAUCAUGACCACAUGCAAGCGUAUUCGUUGAUGGAUAUCAGCUUAGACACGUUUCCAUAUGCUGGUACUACCACAACCUGUGAAUCUCUUUACAUGGGAGUGCCAUGUGUGACGAUGGCUGGAAAUGUGCAUGCUCACAAUGUCGGAGUCACUCUGCUACAUCAAGUUGGCUUAGGGAGAUUAGUUGCAAAGACGGAAGACGAGUACGUUAACAAAUCCAUUGAUUUGGCAUCAGACAGCAAUAUGCUGAAUACGUUGCGGCUUGGAUUGCGGGAGCGCAUGCUCAAAUCGCACCUUUGCGAUGGACCGAAUUUUGUGCGUGGUCUAGAAACGACAUACCGAACACUGUGGAAUCGAUACUGUGACGGGGAUAUUCCCUCGGAAGCUAGGCGAAAAGCCGAGGCCGAGGCUGUUGCGCUUUUAUCGGAAGCUUUGUUGUGUGAUGAUCGCGCGACUGCCAGUAGGUGCGCCAGCAGUAGUGGAGAGUUAACCACAGAUAUGAGUAUGAAGGAUGCAGUGUAUGCAACACCUAAUACGGUCAAUGGUACUCCUGCUCCUUCGCCUACAUCUACUCUCUCUACCACGGAGGGCAGUAGUAUGGAAAAUUCGAGGAUCAAAUCAGCUAAACGAAGUAGUAAUGGCAUGGCCAGUCCAGUUGGUGGCGGAUCAUGAACAAUCCUGAUGAAGUAGAACUCGUAUAAAGUCAUGUAAUUGUACAUUUCAAUUACAUAGACGUGUUAUCUGUUGUCGGCUGAAGUGAACCUUCCAGCCGCAAGUAUCUGUCGUUGCUGAGGAGCAGUGUGCCUGGAAUGUCAGAGGUUCAGCGGUUCACGCCUCCCAAACAUUCUUGCCAGGGAUUUUUUUGGGCCUGGACGACGUCUUGCUACUCAACAUGUUACAAACGCACUUCGAACUCAAAUCGUGGUUGGGCUCUUACCCUCAGGUACGUCUAUAGCGCCAGCUGUUUGUCAAAGAAACGUCUCCAUUGAACUGCAGUAGGCAGGUCAAAGGGAACUGAUUGGCGCUUCCUCUCGGGAAGAGGAGAGCUGAGCUCACUUGAAGGUUUCGAGGCCUAAAGAAGGUGAUCAUGUAAACCCGCGCGGGCUUAGUCCCUGUUUUACAUGUUCUUAUCACCAGUUGGGCCAGAUUUUAAUACCCUUUUGCCGAAGUUUAUCCCAUAUUUCAGGUAGUGGGGUAGCUCCGUGGAGAGUGCCCCAUGGCUUGAAUUCAGCACGCUCCGAGAACUGAAGGAAUAUAUUAUCUGUCGGAGUAAGAGGAUCCGUGUUUACGGCCAUUGCUUGUGUGGAUACGCAGAGGCAACCAAGUUUUGUGCACUGGAGAUUUCUGUCUGGAAGAAUAUGAGAUCUUCAUCAUGCCUUGAGUUUUUCGUUACCACCUGCGCUUGUCUUCUCUAAUUGACUUGGUACAUCUGGAUCAUAGUUUCUAAAUGUGAGUUGAGGGUUACAUGCCUCAUGUGGUGAAGUAGAUCUUCAUGAGCCCGAGAACCGCGAGGAUAAUAUAUCCAGAGUUAGUAGAAGGAAAUUCAUUGGUUGGCUUCCUAAUUUAACAAAACGAUAUUACUUGAAGCAAUAAUGAAUUCUAACUCAAUGUGGUAUUUUUUUAUCUCAAGAUAUUUAUGCCUGAAUCUC
Molecule: messenger RNA, 4456 nt
Organism: Marchantia polymorpha subsp. ruderalis
Lineage: Eukaryota; Viridiplantae; Streptophyta; Marchantiopsida; Marchantiales; Marchantiaceae
Source: the annotation of a GenBank genome assembly